AUGCGCCAAUCCACUCGCGCCACCCGCCCUCGUGACGUCUACGAGCCUGAAGGGCCUCCGCCCAGCACUAGGUGGCGCACCCAGCCUCCCUCUCGCCGUGCUGCCCCGGUGGCUGCCCCUCGACCGCAUGUUGAUGAAGCCACUGUCGUUCGCCAAUCCACUCGCGCCACUCGCCCUUGCGACUUCUGCGAGCCUGAAAGCCCUCCACCACCUGUUCGACCUCUUCUUCCCUGGCCCUCUCACCGUCCUGUCGCCAGACCUGUGCCUAUCCCCUUUGCCAGUAUCAACGGGCCUCAGUCGUCCGAUUCUGAUUUUGACGACUCCGAUGGUGAUGACGGUGCCUAA
Messenger RNA from Cryptococcus wingfieldii CBS 7118, 345 nucleotides. RefSeq lists its product as hypothetical. The transcript has a single exon. Lineage: Eukaryota; Fungi; Basidiomycota; Tremellomycetes; Tremellales; Cryptococcaceae. Bases 1 to 345 code for a protein of 114 amino acids. The record is from RefSeq and is a predicted model, not a curated record.